AUGUCGGCGCUGGAGUGGUUCGCGCACAAGCCCCUGGGCGGCGGUAUCUUUUGGAUCCAGGAGCGCUUCUACGAAUCGGACAACCGGGCCAACAUUUGGCUCGUGCGGGGCUCGCAGCGAGACGUGGUGAUCGACGCGGGGCUGGGGCUGCGCAGCCUGCCCGACUACCUGCGCGACGCCGGGCUCCUGGCGCAGGCCGAGAGCGCCUGUCCGCGGCCGCUGCUGGCCGUGGCCACCCACGUCCACUUCGACCACUCGGGCGGGCUGCAGCACUUCGAGGACGUGGCGGUGCACAGCGCCGAGGCGGCGGCGCUGCUGCGAGGGGACAACUACGAGGCCGUGACGUGGCUGUCGGACCGGGAGGUAGCGCGGCCGCCGCGGCCCGGCUGGAGCGCGCGGCAGUUCUGCGUCCCGCCCGUCCAGCCCAGCCGCCUGCUGCAGGAGGGGGAUGUGAUCAACCUUGGAGAUCGACAGCUCACUGUCAUGCACAUGCCUGGUCAUUCACGAGGCAGUAUCUGCUUACAUGACAAGGACAGGAAGAUUUUGUUCAGUGGAGAUGUGGUAUAUGAUGGAUCUAUGAUCGAUUGGCUUCCCUACAGCAGAAUCAGUGACUAUGUUGCAAGCUGCCAGCGCCUGAUGGAGUUAGUAGACAGAGGUCUUGUGGAGAAGGUAUUGCCUGGGCACUUCAACAUAUUUGGAGCAGAAAGGCUGUACCGGUUAGCUUCCAACUACAUUUCCCAAGCUGGAGUUUGUCACAAGAUUUCUACCUGUGCUAUGAGAUCCAUUGCAAGCAUAGCACUUCGUGUUGCAAAUUCAAGAAUCACUUCUCAGUGACAGUCAAUUUUGUGUGAUCUGCUACUUGCUGUAAAACCAAAUGGGUUGUGAAAGCAUCAAUAGCAAGCAGAAGCAGUAUGUGUUAGCAAAAAGAUGGUAAAUUGAUGUAGGUGAGCUUCAAGCAUUCCCCGUUUUUUCCUACUUUAUCCAUAUAUUUUUAUAAAAACUCUGUGAAUUAAAAGCUUUAGCUAUAGUUUUUCUUUCUACUUUUUCAGAGCAUGUUUGUACCUGUAUUGCAAUUGAAAUGUAUUGUUGUUUUUUUUUUUUUGUUACAACUCUGGCAGAUUAAUAUAUACUAAAAUGAGAGAUUUUACAUUCAUGUCUGAAACCUUGCUGAUGUGGUACUAGACAUGUGAUUAUUCACCUCUUGCUCAGCUUUUGACCUAACAGCUCUUGUGAAGACCUAGAGUCUGCCAAGAGCAGUGCCAUUGGGUUGCAGCAGGAGCAAGAUCUCUGCAUGACUCAGUGGGCAAAAGGAAAUAAAUCUGCAGCCUGUAGGCAUGUUAUCUGCUGCACCUCUCAACACCUGAAGCUUUAUCUUUGCAAAGUACUUGUCUGGCAGUUUCUUCAGAAUACACCAACAGGUGGAAGUUCUAUAGACCAAACUUUCAAGCGGGCAGUCACAGACACAUCAGUUCACCACAAAAGCUUUUGGUGCAGACAGACUGUUGAGGUUUUCAUGUUUCCUAGUGUGCUGCAAGGAACCCACUGCACCAGAAGAGAGGGAGCAAGUAGGACGACUCUCACCAUUGUCUAGAGAACUGUUUUGCUUGUAGUCAUGUGAGUUAAAAAUUAGAAAAUUUGUGAACCAGUGAAUUAAUGUGUUACACUACCCUGUACAAAGUGGAUUGACCUUUUCCUGGAUAGGUUUAUUUUCUUCUGAUCAGCUCAUAAGAAAUACUUAGAGAGUAUGUUGUUCUGGAGAGUUGAGAGAAGUGGACUGUGAUGACCUUAAGGCAUU
This is a messenger RNA of Cinclus cinclus, 1795 nucleotides long. It is a transcript of the gene MBLAC2, whose product is annotated as metallo-beta-lactamase domain containing 2. Bases 1 to 834 code for a protein of 277 amino acids. Lineage: Eukaryota; Metazoa; Chordata; Aves; Passeriformes; Cinclidae. The transcript is spliced from 2 exons. The record is from RefSeq and is a predicted model, not a curated record.